AUGUCACCCCGGCCCUUCGUCAAGAAUUUGACCUUCCAGUCUAACGACCUCGGCCAGGCCCAGAACCACACUGGGUCCGUUGAAGAUAUUGCAGUUGACUUUGUAAACAAAGGAGACAUUAUGUCCACGCCCGUAUUCUACCUCAGCGAUAUUGGAGAUAGCAGUCGCGUCACGGCAAAGUUCACUCCGGUCCUGCGCGUCUACAUCACGUCCGACUACGAAGAGACCGAUAUUGUACAAGACCAAGUCGACACUCCUGCGAUGUGGACGCAGGACCUCACUACGCUUGCCCAGAGCACGACUUUGAACCUCGCGCGCGACCCGAACACUGGACGUUACUCGAUCGAUCAUGCUUGA
Suillus discolor is the source of this 357-nucleotide messenger RNA. RefSeq lists its product as uncharacterized. The transcript has 4 exons. NCBI's taxonomy places the organism in Eukaryota, Fungi, Basidiomycota, Agaricomycetes, Boletales, Suillaceae. The coding region runs from base 1 to 357 and encodes 118 amino acids. The record is from RefSeq and is a predicted model, not a curated record.